Molecule: messenger RNA, 1927 nt
Organism: Capsella rubella
Lineage: Eukaryota; Viridiplantae; Streptophyta; Magnoliopsida; Brassicales; Brassicaceae
Product: E3 ubiquitin-protein ligase RGLG1
Exons: 11
Coding region: 316-1686 (456 amino acids)
Biological process (GO): protein K63-linked ubiquitination
Molecular function (GO): ubiquitin protein ligase activity
Source: RefSeq, a predicted model, not a curated record
CUUUUUUUUUUUGUUGUUGCUGGGACUGAUAUCAUAUGAUUGAAACGUGAAAGUGAAACAUUAAUCCAAAAAACAGAGAGAGAGAAGAACUCAGAAGAAGAUUGCUACUUUCUGAACCCAAAAAAAAAGAAAAAAUCGGGGGGAGAUUCAUUGAAUCCGCCAUCGAAGAUCCCUCCCUUUGUUGCCAACCCAAACAAAAGAAGAAGAAUCACUCUCUCUCUCUCUCUGCAUCUUCUUCUUCUUCCUCGACUUCUCUCUCUCUCUCUCUCAUAUAAAAAUAGGUCGCCUUUUGAGCCCUUUCAUUGAUAAAGUCUGAUGGGAGGAGGGAAUUCCAAAGAAGAGUCUCCAUCUCCAUCUUCAUCGUCAUGGGCUUCUCAUCAGAGCUAUACUCAAUCUGGCCCUGGUAGCUACAACUAUCCUCCUCCCCCCACUUUUUCUCCCGCUCCUGCUCCUUCUCCUUCUCCUUCUCCAGCUCCUGCUCCCAGUUUUGGCCAUCAUUAUCAGCAGCCCUACCCCUAUAGUCAAGAGGGAUAUCCUCCUUCACAGCCUUAUCAUCCUCCUUCACAGAUUCCUCCUUCACAGAUUCCUCCUGAUAGGAAGAAGUUUGAUCGGAGGUAUUCCAAAAUAUCCGAUAAUUACUCCUCUUUAGAUCAGGUGUCCGAGGCUCUAGGGCGUGCUGGUCUUGAAUCUUCUAAUCUUAUCGUUGGUAUUGAUUUUACCAAGAGCAAUGAGUGGACAGGGGCCAACUCUUUCAAUAAGAAAAACUUGCAUCACUUGAGCAAUACCCCUAAUCCAUACGAACAAGCUAUUACCAUUGUUGGCAGAACCUUAGCCGCCUUUGACGAAGAUAACUUAAUUCCUUGUUAUGGCUUUGGAGAUGCAUCAACUCAUGAUCAAGACGUCUUUAGUUUCUAUCCAGAGGGUAGAUUCUGUAAUGGAUUUGAGGAAGUAUUGGCUCGGUAUAGAGAAAUUGUGCCUCAGCUUAAGCUCGCAGGACCAACCUCUUUUGCCCCCAUCAUUGAAAUGGCGAUGACAGUGGUUGAGCAAAGUAGUGGCCAAUAUCAUGUGUUGGUGAUUAUAGCUGAUGGCCAGGUUACAAGAAGUGUUGAUACUGAACACGGGAAGCUAAGUCCACAAGAACAGAAGACAGUUGACGCAAUUGUGAAAGCAAGUGCGCUUCCUUUGUCAAUAGUCUUAAUCGGGGUCGGGGACGGACCAUGGGACAUGAUGCAGGAAUUUGAUGACAACAUACCUGCCCGAGCUUUUGAUAACUUUCAGUUUGUGAACUUCACGGAGAUCAUGUCAAAGAACAAAGAGCAGUCUCGGAAGGAGACAGAAUUUGCGCUCUCUGCUCUCAUGGAGAUUCCUAUACAGUACAAAGCGACGAUAGAGCUUAACCUUUUAGGGGGAAGAAAUGGGAGUAUCCCAGAGAGAAUCCCACUUCCGCCACCGGUGCAGAGUGGAUCAUCAUUCUUUAAUUCCCGGAUACCAAGUUUUGAACCGAGUGUACCUACUUAUCCAAUUAGCAGUGGUGCAGACGAUAGCCAGCUAUGUCCGAUAUGCUUGAGCAACCCGAAAAACAUGGCGUUUGGUUGUGGCCAUCAGACCUGUUGUGAAUGCGGACCAGAUCUUAAAAUGUGUCCUAUUUGUCGUGCGCCGAUCCAGACCAGAAUUAAGCUCUACUGACAACACACCAUUGACAGUUCAGACACAUUUCUCAUAGAGAUUUCAUAUCUUACUGUAAAAAGAAUUGAAAAAAGUGUUCGUUUGUUCUUUGAUUAAAUUUCCGAAACUUGUCUUUGUUCUUAUAAAAUUCUUUUGUGACUUCUUUUAAUGUUCUUUGAAUGGACUGUAAGAAUUAUGUAUCUAUAUAUGGCUUACCGUAUGUGGGAUUUCUUGGAUUAGAAUGAACCAAAGUUGCUUAUUA